Fragaria vesca subsp. vesca is the source of this 3549-nucleotide messenger RNA. RefSeq lists its product as uncharacterized. NCBI's taxonomy places the organism in Eukaryota, Viridiplantae, Streptophyta, Magnoliopsida, Rosales, Rosaceae. The record is from RefSeq and is a predicted model, not a curated record. Bases 1 to 3249 code for a protein of 1082 amino acids. The transcript has 10 exons. Gene Ontology annotation, biological process: metal ion transport; transmembrane transport. Gene Ontology annotation, cellular component: membrane.
AUGCGAGCUUCUUCAAAGCUCAUAUCUCUCACACACCCAAGUCUUAAUCUUUCUCAUCCCACACCCGAACCCUUCGUUUGGAACACCCUCAUCCGAGCCCAUGUCCAAUCCAAACCCCCAACCCACUCCCCGAUCUCCGUCUUCAAUCGAAUGCGCUUACAUGGAGUUCAACCUGAUAACCGCACCUUCCCUUUUCUCCUUCAGUCCUUCAAUUCCAUUCGUUAUCUCCAAUCAGGAAAACUAUUCCAUGCCCAAGUUUUUCUCUUGGGGUUUGAUCAGGACCCGUUUGUCCAGACCUCUCUCAUUCACAUGUACUCGGCUUGCGGGGACUUGACGCUUGCACGCCAAGUGUUUGAUGAAAGUACCCAACGGGAUUUGCCGUGUUGGAAUUCGAUCAUAGAUGCGUAUGCGAAAGUGGGUUUGGUUGAUGCUGCACGACUUGUGUUCGAUGAAAUGCCCGAGAGAAAUGUGAUCUCUUGGAGCUGUAUGAUAAAGGCGUAUGUGAUGUGUGGUGGUUAUAAGGAGGCACUUGCUUUGUUUCGUGAGAUGCAGAUGUUGGAUAGUGUGAGGCCGAAUGAGUUCACCAUGUCAAGCAUACUUUUGGCUUGUGGAAGAUUGGGUGCACUUGAGCAUGGGAAGUGGGUUCAUGCUUAUAUUGAUAAAUAUGGGAUGAGAGUUGAUGUUGUGCUGGGGACUGCGUUGAUGAACAUGUAUGCGAAAUGUGGAAGUAUUGAGAGGGCAAGAGGGGUUUUUGAUAGUAUGGGAUCUCGUAAGGAUGUGAUGGCCUGGAGUUCAAUGAUAUCGGGACUUGCCAUGCAUGGACAUGCUGUGGAGUCUCUAGAAUUAUUUGCUGAGAUGAUCAAGUCUGGCGUGAGGCCUAAUGCUGUGACUUUUGUUGGUGUUCUUUGUGCUUGUGUUCAUGGGGGUCUGGUAAAUGAAGGUAAAGAGUAUUUUCGGAGGAUGGAUGAUGAGUUUAGUAUUAAGCCUUUGAUCCAGCACUAUGGUUGCAUUGUUGACCUUUAUGGAAGAGCCGGGCUGAUUUCAGACGCCUGGAAAGUGGUGAUAUCCAUGCCAAUGGAGCCUGAUGUGCUUGUUUGGGGAGCUCUACUAAGCGGAGCUAGGAUGCAUAGGGACAUAGAAACAAGUGAGAUUGCGCUGAACAAGCUAAUUCAGUUGGAUCCAACUAAUAGUGCUGCAUAUGUACUUUUAUCGAAUGUGUAUGCCAAAAUGGGGAAAUGGAGUGAAGUAAGACGCGUGAGAGAUCUUAUGGAGGAAAGGGGGAUCAAGAAAGUUCCCGGCUGUAGUUUGGUCGAGGUGGGAGGUGUCCUUCACGAGUUUUUCGUGGGGGAUGAUUCUCACCCUGCAACUCGAGAGAUAUACAUGAUGCUCGAUGAGAUCAUGAAGAGGUUAAAGAUGAGGGGUUUUGUGGGAAACACAAGUGAGGCAUUGCUCCAGCUUGAUGAGGAAGGAAAGGAGCUUGCCCUGUUGUUUCACAGUGAGAAAUUGGCACUUGCUUUCUGCUUUUUGAAGACAACUCCUGUUGUUCUUGGAAUCCACACCCCGUUGGCGCUUUUCUGUCACUCGCCGCAGGUAUUCCGGCGGUCGGUUGCGGCGCCGGCAGGUCUCUUCGGCGAUUGUCAGUUUGGAGGAAGAAUGCCUGGACUUUCGAGAACAAUUGGGCUGGAAACAUGUGACAGCUACUUGAUUUUCGAGAGCGAAACUGCCCUCGGUGGUGGUGUCCGGGCAUUCUUAUAUUUUCUUGGUCUUGCUUAUUGUUUCCUUGGACUAUCAGCUAUUACUGCUCGAUUUUUUCGAUCCAUGGAGAGUGUUGUGAGCCACACGCGGGAGGUUGUGGACGUUGAUCCUUGCACUGGUGGUAAAGUUAUCAGGCAUGAGAAAGUGUGGAACUUCACAAUUGCAGACAUUAGCUUGCUGGCCUUUGGGACCAGCUUUCCUCAGAUAUCAUUGGCUACUAUUGAUGCUAUACGAAACAUUGGGAGCCUCUAUGCUGGAGGUUUGGGUCCUGGAACACUAGUUGGUUCUGCUGCAUUCGACCUUUUCCCCAUCCAUGCUGUUUGUGUUGUAGUUCCUAAAGCUGGAGAGCUGAAAAAGAUUGCUGAUAUAGGAGUCUGGCUUGUUGAGCUCUUUUGGUCUUUUUGGGCGUAUAUUUGGUUAUAUAUUAUUUUAGAGGUGUGGACACCAAAUGUGAUUACACUAUGGGAGGCCUUAUUGACAGUACUACAAUACGGAUUACUGCUGACACAUGCUUAUGCUCAAGACAAGCAGUGGCCCUACUUCUCUCUUCCUAUACCAAGAAGUGAGAGACCAGAGGACUGGGUGCCAGCUGAGCCAGUUGCUUGCAAGCUUGAUAGUGGUCUCUGUGAUGAGUACUCUGAAAUACUUCAUGUUGGCGAAGAUGAAAACAGAGAUGUUGUUGAUAUUUUCUCCAUACAUUCAGAAACAAGAAAUGGUUCAGUGUAUCAACAAGUCUCUGGAAUUGAUGAAAGUCCUGAAUCCUCUAAUAAGGAGUAUCAAGAGAAAAUGGUUUCACAAGAUCAUCCAUUUUUUACACUUUGGAGGCAACAAUUUGUAGACGCAGUCAAGCUCGAAAGCACAGAAUCAAGGAAACUGAGCAACAUCUAUUUGCGACUGGCAAGAAUUUUCUGGCAAUUACUUCUUGCUCCUUGGAGACUAUUAUUUGCAUUUGUUCCUCCUUAUAACAUUGCUCAUGGCUGGGUUGCCUUCAUAGGUUCCUUAAUUUUCAUCAGUGCGAUAGCUUACAUUGUAACACAACUCACUGAUCUCAUAAGUUGUGUCACAGGAAUAAAUCCUUAUGUCAUAGCAUUUACUGCAUUAGCAGCUGGAACUUCGUGGCCAGAUUUAGUUGCAAGUAAGAUUGCUGCUGAACGCCAGCUGACAGCUGACUCUGCCAUUGCAAACAUCACUUGCAGCAAUUCGGUGAAUAUAUAUGUUGGCAUCGGUGUUCCAUGGCUGAUCGACACUGCAUACAAUUAUAUUGUCUACAAUGAACCACUGCGGAUUGAGAAUGCAGCGGGUCUUAGCUUCUCAUUGCUUGUAUUUUUCGCAACUUCAGUAGGCUGCAUUGCUGUUCUGGUAAUUAGGCGUUUAACAUUGGGUGCAGAGCUUGGAGGGCCAAAGCUUUGGGCAUGGAUUACCUUUGUGUUUUUCAUGUUGCUUUGGAUAACUUUUGUUGUACUGUCUUCCCUAAAAGUUUCUGGCAUCAUAUAAGAGAUCUUUUCACCUUCUCGGGUGUUUCUCUACCCUAUUCGAUUAGUUAUGUCAAAGUAUAAUGUAAACAUAGACCUUUACAGUACGUGCAGCAUUGCUGCAUGAUUAGUUGAUUACAAAUGUAAUAUGCUGUUUAAGCCAUGUUAUCAAAUGUACCUACCCCUUCAUGUUCCUAGGAUCUUAUGACUUUGAAUUGUAGGAACAAACUCAUAUUGUUACUUGGUUUGAUGAUACAGAAUAUACAUAGCUUGAUAGUUUGAUCACAGCUAUCAUUCAGCAAUAAAGUUUGUCUUGUUGUCC